CUGGCAACUGUGUGGUGUACACAACACAUCCCAGUGGCUAACUAAGCUAAAGCUAGGCUAACUAGCUUCUACAGACUGACAUGUAGUCAAAUCUACGCUGAGUCUCAAUGAAGGAGCUUCCACAGUGAUUGGGACAUGGAGUUAAGAAAUAUCAAGGACCAGUCUCCAUUGGUCCAGGCCAUUUUCAGCCGAAACACAGAAGAUGUGACAUUUUUGUUGAACCACAAAGAAGAUGUCAAUUCACUGGACCAAGAACAAAGCACACCACUUCAUGCUGCUGCUUACCUGGGUGAUGUCCAUGUUAUGGACCUCCUUAUCAGUUCAGGUGCAAAUAUCAACGCUAAGGACCAGGGGAUGCUGACUCCUCUACAUCGAGCAGCUGCCUCACGAAAUGAGAGGGCUGUGGAGCUGCUGCUAAAGCACAGUGCAGAGGUCAACACACGGGACAAAUUUUGGCAUACACCCGUACACAUGGCCGCUGCAAACUGGGCGACAGGCUGCGCUGAAGCCUUGUUACCGCACGUCUGCAGCCUGGAUGUUACCGACAGAUCAGGAAGGACACCACUACAUCAUGCAGCACACAGUGGCCACGGAGAGAUGGUGAACUUGUUCCUCAGUAAAGGUGCCAACGUGAGUGUUAAAGAUAAGAAGGAGAGGCAGCCGAUCCACUGGGCUGCAUACCUCGGACAUGUGGAGAUUGUGAAGCUGCUGAUGUCGCACAGUGCAGAUGUAACGUGCAAGGACAAAUGUGGUUACACUCCGCUCCAUGCUGCGGCGGCCGGUGGACAGUUAGACGUGGUCAAAUAUCUGCUGAGACUCGGGGUGGAGAUUGAUGAACCCAACCUUUUUGGGAACACAGCGCUCCAUAUGGCCUGCCACACAGGGCAGGACACCGUAGCCACUGAACUGGUGAACUGCGGCGCAAACAUCAACCAGCCCAACCACCACGGCAACACGCCGCUGCAUCUGGCUGCCGGUUCCUCCAGUGGGGUGCUGUGUCUGGAGCUGCUCGUCAACAAUGGGGCUGAUGUCAACGUGCAGAAUAAAGAGGGGAAGAGCCCUUUACAUAUGGCUGCAAUGUACGGACGCUUCACAGGCUCCCAGAUUGUGAUCCAAAAUGGUGGAGAGAUUGACUGUGUCGACAUAAAUGGAAACACUCCUCUUCAUGUUGCUGCCAGAUAUGGUCAGGAGUUACUGAUCAGUACUCUGCUGACGAAUGGUGCUGACAAAAGCAGACAGGGGAUUCAUGGGAUGCUUCCACUACAUUUGGCGGCACUCUUCGGCUUUCCAGACUGUUGUCGCAAGUUAUUGUCUAAUGGCCAGUUUUACAACCUCAUGCCAGCUAUGACGGGUGGAGAGAUGCCACCAGUGGGGUUUGAUAUAAACAUUGCAGAUGAUCACGGGAGGACGUGCCUGCAUGCAGCUGCGUCUGGAGGGAAUGUUGAGUGUCUCAAUUUGCUAUUAAACAGUGGUGCUGAACUGGAUAUUAAGGACAAUUUGGGAAGAUCUCCUCUGCAUUAUGCUGCAGCCAACGGGAACAGUCAGUGCACAAUCUCCCUGGUGAGAGCUGGUGCAGAGGCCAAUGAGCUGGAUCUGACGGGCUGCAGCCCUCUGCACUACGCUGCUGCUUCACACACCUUCUGUGGAGGGGGGAUGAACUCUGAGCCAGACUUCAUUGGGGAAAAGGAACAUGAAGCAUCUUUGUGUUUAGAUUACUUGCUCGACAACGGGGCAAACCCAACUCUGAAGAACAGUAAAGGUUACAGCGCCGUCCACUAUGCUGCAGCUUAUGGGAACAAACAGCAUCUAGAACUGCUCUUGGAGAUUUCUUUCAACUGUCUCGAAGAGGUUGAAAGUAAUAUUCCAGUCAGUCCUUUGCACUUAGCUGCGUAUUAUGGUCACUGUGAGGCGCUGCGUUUGCUUUGUGAGACGUUGGUGAGUCUGGAUGUGCGGGACAUCGAAGGCCAAACCGCCCUCCACCUGGCUGCUCAGAGAGGCUUUUCCACAUGUGUGGAAGUUCUGCUGAAGCAUCAAGCCUCUUACUCACUGAAGGAACACAAGCGCAAGUGGACGCCUCUCCACGCUGCAGCUGCUGAGGGCCAAGUGGACUGUCUGCUGUUAUUGGUCAAUAGGGAACAAAGUGCCGACAUCGUUGACAGUCAGGACACACAGGGACAGACGGCUCUCAUGCUGGCAGCUCUGGGACGUCACACCGACUGUGUCCACAUCCUGUUGGAGAAAAAAGCGAAGGCAGAUGCUGCAGACAAACAUGGCUUCACUGCGUUACACAGAGCUGCCAUGUUGGGCAGUGACGACUGUGUGUCGGCUCUGUUGGAACAUGGGGCUUCAGCUCUGUGUCGAGACUCUCAGGGAAGGACUCCACUGCACCUCGCUGCAUCCCGCGGCCACACGGAGCUGCUCCACACUUUGCUAAAGGCUGCUAAGAAAGCUGACCCUCUGGACUCCAUGCUGGACCACAGGGGCUACACACCCACCCACUGGGCUGCUUACCACGGGCAUGAAGGAUGUUUACACAUUUUACUUGAAAACAAACUUUAUAGCAACCAGGAGGGAAAUUCAUUCACUCCAUUGCACUGUGCUUUAGUUAAUGGACAUGAUGUUGCUGCAGGACUUCUAGUGAAGACUGUUGGCUCUCAAAGUGUCAACAUCAGUGAUGCCAAAGGAAGGACCCCGCUGCAUGCAGCUGCUUAUUCAGGAAAUGUUGCUGGGCUCCAGCUGGUCCUGGCCCAGGGAGCAGAGGUUAAUGCUGUGGACCACAGUGGAUGCUCUGCUCUGAUGGUUGCUGCUGACUGUGGACAGACCAUGGCUGUUGAGUUCUUGCUGCACAAUGCGAAGCCAGACCUGACCCUGGUGGAUGUCAAUAAUAACACAGCCCUUCACUUAGCCUGCAGCAAGGGUCAUGAGAUGUGUGCCCUGUUGAUCCUGGGGGAAAUCACUGACUCCUCCCUCAUCAAUGCCAGAAACAACGCUCUUCAAAUGCCCCUUCACAUUGCAGCAAGAAAAGGUCUGGCGACUGUCGUGCAGGUGUUGCUGAGUAGAGGAGCAGCAGUCAUGGCCGUAGAUGAGGAGGGCCACACACCAGCUCUGGCCUGUGCACCGAACAAAAACGUAGCAGACUGCCUGGCCUUGAUCCUCUCCACCAUGAAGCCUUUCCCUCCCAGAGAGGCCGGCACAACCUCCAACUUCUGCCCCAUCCUGAAGAACUGUGGCAUCGCUGCCACUUGUGGGUCCAGUGGAAAUCUGUGUCACGCCUAAAUCAACGACCGCACAGAUACCGUUGACCUGACAGAGCGAAGGUUCACCCCAGUAUAGCCCAAAGGCACCCCACACACGUCUCCACGAACAUGUGUGGUCAUGCAUAGCUUCUUCUCUCAUGUCAUGACAUUUCUACAUGUGUCAUGCAGCUGCACAUACUCCAUAUACUCAUGUACCAGUAGCAGCGACUGCCUCUCUUAAAUCUAGUCUUACCCCUUACUAAUAUUAGCAGACCUCUUAGAUUAUUUUCUCUGUUGCGUGUUAUUUUAAUGAAAUGUUAACCAUUAGAAAUGAAUGGAAGGUUUAACAUGAGCACAUUACGCAAUCCUUCCCACCUGAACCCUGUCCACCGUCAGUAUUGGCUAAUUUUUGAGCUCUUUAACCACCAAAGCCUGAAAUCUCCAUGUUGGUCCUCAGCUGAUACAAGUGCAAGAACGUUCGGUUGUUUGUUGUGUGUGUUUGAUUUACGUGCGUGUCUGUCAGUGCUAGUUUGCAUAUUAGACACUGCUUCUUAAUUUGCUUGUUUAAAAUAUCUAACAGGUACUGUAAGCCUUUUAUGCAAUCAAUAAGACUCUAUUUUCUUAUCCUGCACAGGGUGUAGCAAACACUACACUGAUAUAAAUAACCUUAUUAUUCUAAUAUUAUCAUGAUUUAAAUUUCACUUUCAGUUACAAGCAUGUCAAUAGUUUUAAUGAUAUAGUUUACAGAGUGUAGUGUAUAUAUAGUUCUUAAUAUGAAGUUAACCUUUUACUUGUAUUAUCUUGAAAAACCCAAAUUAUCGAUAAUUAACCUCAGGUCAGCGUGUACUGUACUGUAGGUGCAAUAACAAGCACAUCUUGAGCUGGAUGAUUCACACUAAGUGUAAAGUACGAGAGAAGUAUUAUAUAUCAGUUAAAUAAGCCAAUAAGAAAAGGGUUAAAGACUUAACUGUUUUUUAUGUUGCUAUACAGUUUGAAUUCACAGGAAAGAAAAUCUUUCAGGCUGAAAGUCUUGUGUAUUUUGCAAAUGUGUCAUUUUACCAUAUCUCCAUCUAAAUGUUAAUUAGCUUUAUGAUUUUUAUUUUUUUUUUAAUUAAUGGUUAAAGUGCAAAAGCCCACAUCACCUUUUUUUUCUUAAUGGCAGUUAGAGACCCAAAGAUAACUAAUAUCCUCUAAUGUAAAACCAAAAAAGCAGAAAAUCUCUCAUUUGAGAACACUAAACUAAAAAAAAUGGCAAAAAAUCUACAGGUUUUCAACUUUCUUAUUACAUUAUUUGGGCGAAAUCUCUUUAAAACACUACAUUAGGUGAAAUAAUUUAUAAUUAGGGUUUUUGUGUGAUUUUUUACACAAGUUCUUUGUUUAGUGGCCCAGUGGAAAAAUCCCCAGUGUAAGCCAUUUAUUUGAGUAUCCAGUAUUUACUGACAUUCAAUAAAUUUAGUCCUACUAAAUAUUUGAAAUAUUUUUUGAUCAAAAUAAAGAAAACUGGCAGAGUUCCAUAUCAUUGAGUUUAACUUGAUAAGUAUAUAUGUGCUGGUACAAACAUGUCACUGCCUUUCUCUUUAAACAUCAUGCUUUUGUAAAUGGUGCUGUGCAUUAAAUGUUUACCCUUUUUAUAAUUUGAAAGUUAUUUACAGCCUUUGCCCCUUUUCUAAUCCCCUGUCUGUUUAAACUAUUUGCACUCUGACAUUAAAAGUUUACAUUUUGCAGCAGGGUAUCCUUCUUAGACUUAUGCAACUAUUAUUUCAUAUUUGAAAGUGUGUUUUGGAAAGUUAACACUAGAAGUGAUCUCGUCUUCUCCCUUGUUUCAAUUGAAAAAAAAAAAAAUUAAUGGGAAAAAUCUGUUUGGCAUUUCUGAACACAAGCUGCAGUGAAAUGUGAAUAAUGUUCAUCUUCAGGAAUUGCUCUGUUGCAGCGUUUCAUGUGAACAAACUGUCUUCCAUACAUCUCACUGAGAUUUCAGGGUGUAAUAACUUCAAUACUCUGAGUGGUUUCGUUGUGGUUGGCAUUAAUAUGAAAAUAAAUAAAUCAUUACCAUCUGA
Stegastes partitus (bicolor damselfish) is the source of this 5293-nucleotide messenger RNA. It is a transcript of the gene ankrd52b, whose product is annotated as ankyrin repeat domain 52b. Gene Ontology annotation, molecular function: protein binding. The transcript has 28 exons. The coding region runs from base 136 to 3276 and encodes 1046 amino acids. Lineage: Eukaryota; Metazoa; Chordata; Actinopteri; Pomacentridae. The record is from RefSeq and is a predicted model, not a curated record.